This is a messenger RNA of Trematosphaeria pertusa, 875 nucleotides long. Its product is annotated as kinase-like protein. Gene Ontology annotation, molecular function: protein serine/threonine kinase activity; ATP binding. The coding region runs from base 26 to 838 and encodes 270 amino acids. Gene Ontology annotation, cellular component: nucleus; cytoplasm. The record is from RefSeq and is a predicted model, not a curated record. The transcript has 2 exons. Gene Ontology annotation, biological process: protein phosphorylation; mitotic DNA damage checkpoint signaling. NCBI's taxonomy places the organism in Eukaryota, Fungi, Ascomycota, Dothideomycetes, Pleosporales, Trematosphaeriaceae.
GUUCCCUCAACGUAUUUUCGACCCAAUGGCCGCGCCAGAGUAUCGAGGGUCGACUUCAUUGAUCUUUCCAGUACGGCCCGGCGUGAUAGUGAAGCGGCCGGCUGAGGUUUGGAAGGAAUCCUCGGCGUACACACGGCUGACACAGAAGAUUGCAAACAACUUCUUGGUUGAACGGAAAAUACUGGAAGCGCUAGGAGCCCAUCCUCGUAUUGUAAAAUACCAUGGAUGGCAAGACAAGCCCGAGAGCCUACGCGGCUUGCUUCUUUCCAAAGCCAGCCAUGGCAACCUCCAACGUUACCUUGAAGCGAACCACGAUAUCCCGCUCUCUAUCCGCCAGAGGUGGUGCCGACAAGCUGUCGAAUCCAUCGCAUACAUCCACCAUCACGGGGUGAUACAUUCCGAUCUGCGCCCAAAUAAUUUUCUAGUUCACGCGACUACACCGACGUCGUUAGAUCUGUGGCUUUGCGACUUUGGUGGCUCAACCUGCGAGAAACUUGGUGUAGACGGGAAACAGCUUCCUGAUCCUGGUUUCUUCGACCCAAACGCAGAAUGGGUGUCAACAACGGCGACUGACAUAUUCAGCGUCGGCUCUGUUCUCUACAGCAUCGUCUCGGGACAUUGGCCGCAUAGAGAUCUUGGGCCGUUUAAGUUAGAGGAGGAUUAUCGUAGCUACAAUGAGCGGGUCGAGGAGCAUUUCAGGAAUCGGGAAUACCCAGAUGUUGAUGGACUUUUUGGAGGCACUAUCAUCCUUGGGUGUUGGACGAACGAGUACUCGAGCGCGGACGAUGUCUUACGAGCACUGGACCAAGAGAUAAAGACACAGGAAUGUGGAUCCUAAGCUAUGGGCUUCAUAUAAAACUACCGCUACCUUUCCG